ACCUGCACAAAUGGGGAAACGGAGGCACGCUUUGCUGGGGACAGCAAUGACAGCAGCAGAAUGAGCAGCCCACUUAAAAAGAGAACUCGAACCGCCUGCUCCACCUCUCCUCCGUUUGAUCCCGUCUGUCCAGUCCACGAAGGGCCCGCAGCCCCCAUCCCACCACUGCUGCCAGACCCCCGUCCCCGCCCCUCCGCCUCCUCCCGCCCUCCGUGCCGUUCUCUGGCCGCAGGAGCUGGCCGUGCCGUCCCCGGAGACCCCGCCGGAACGCGCUGCCGCCCCAACGACGGUCAGUGCCGGUCCUGCUGCUGCCCUCCCCGGUUGUGUCUCCUGGGUUGCCGUCCCAGCUUUGCCGCUGAUUCAGGUCUCAUCCAUCCCCGGCAAUGUUACCUCUCCGUGUCACAGCGCCUUUGUCCCUGCCAACCCUGAGCAGCAAAUGUGGGAGAGGAACCGCAUUGCCCCUGGUCUCCUUAUUCUUUCUGUUCACAGUCUCUCUCUCAUUCUCUGAUAGCGAAGACUGUUCAGAACCAAAUGAAACUCGAGGGCAUCGCCGUAAACUCGUUCACAAAAUGGUCGGGUGUCAAACGGUUGCAAAAUGCUUCCAAGGGACAACAGUGAGGGUUCCUGCUGGCUUCCUGGGAAGAUGCUGAACCGGGACUGGGAGUAUCCCACUCCAGCAGAGGUGCUCUCAGUCAUUCCUUGAGAGUGUGUGUGUAUUGCUUACAGACAAACAUACCUCAGAAGGGGCAGUGCUGCUGUCACUGUGGGCUGUUGCUAUCGCUGUCCUGCCUGCAGGCAGCGCUGCACACAGAGAGGGAGCUUCAGAACUAACGGAGUAGAGAUAAAUGUUCAUUUCUCUGCUCCAUCAGUGAGUGCCCUGAUAGCUACUAAGCCACCACUUUACGUUCCCCGUGACUCAGCUCCCAUCUGUAAAGGGAAACAAAGCACUGCUGGGCUUUAUACAGACAGGUCAUGAGUUGUGGGCAACCAGGGAGAACCCUAAAGCUGUGGGAAAGACACACAGCCAGGCACUUAGCAGCCUGCCACCACCUCCUGCUAGGCACCAUGCUCCUGGUCACUCGCUGUCCCUGGGAAGAGCAUUCCCUGAAUUCCUGUUCUUACAGGCUCAAGAAUUGUGCUUGAAGCUGAGUGGUAAAUUAUAACCGAAGUGGCUCCCUGACAGUCAGAAACAAUUUUUGCCAAGUGAAGCAUGAACUGCUCGCGUGCACAUCAAGGGAUGUCAGAUGUGGGCUGUAACCAGGCUCUGUGACGUGCCGGCACGCUGAAGUGAUCCCACAGCAGAUCACACCGGUGAGGGGAUGUCUGCAAGGCUGCCUUCUUUGAUUUGCUGAGAGGCGUGGAGGUAUUCCCUGUCUUUUUGUUCUCUUUAGAUCAGCCUUUGAAGAGUCUGUGGCUUAUCUGCCUUGCAAGAGAGAGCGAAAGAAGGGCAUCUGGUGAUGAGCAGGAUGGUGGGGGGGGUACAGCAGUCACCCUAGCAGGCAGCACAGGCACUGUCUGUGUGGAUGUUAAUACUAAGCUGGUUUCUGGACGAGCUGUCAGAUGUUAGAAAGUCUUUGCCAACGCCUUUCUCAGACCUACAGAAGGACCUCAGUGCCACAGCCUUGCACAGGGUAUAGCGUAGAGCACAGCCUAAGCCAGUGCAAUCAAAUAGCAGUAGGAAUAAAACACCCAUAACAGCCUGAGCUGCUCUCUGCUGCAUGCAGGGAAGCUCUCUGGUCCCAAGAGUGUUAGAUAACAACAGCCCCAGUCCCUCAGCCAUACACUGGGACCAGACUCCCUGGCAGGUCUGGGGGAGCUCCCCUGCUUCCCAUACAUUCAUACAGUGUGGGGUGUUCAGUUCAUCCAUGGCUGCAUGGUGGACUUUUGGUUGUACUGAGAACCAACACUGCCAUUUUAAUUGGUUUUGUUCGCACACCAAGGCAGAGCUGAGAUCAUGUCUACCAAAGAUGAAUAGCUUGCACCUCAGUGCUGGUCAGCCCACCUUUCUGGAGGAGUCAGUUCAUCCCACUGCCAUACAUGCAGCACAAAUAAGCCAUUCCACAUCUUUGAACAUCGAGGUUUCUAUGAAGUAGAAGAGGCUAAGCCAGAGAUCAAGUUUCUGUGCUGCGCCUGCCACAAGGCAAAUUCACAUUCAGACAGCCCUGAGGACCCCUCUGCUUCAGGAUGGGUAAGUGUCCAAGGGAGAGAUCUACAUGUCUAGAAAUGAAGGGCAGUGAGCUGGGUCCCAGAGAGAAGGGGUAACUGCAUGCGCUUCCUCCCCUGAUGGAGGAGGGGCUGUCACUCCAGGAGGGGCAUUUGACUCGUACCAGCUGCUGGGCAGUGUACAGGAGGCCAAAGACUGCAUCCCAUGCUUUGUAGCUUUUAUGCACCUUUAACACUUCCUUCAUUGCAGCAGCGGUUGUGGUGAACAGGGCUUGCAGUGAGUCCAGGCAGCUGACAUCCCCAAAUCUGCUCUGAUACCUGGAACACCUGCGGACCUUCGCUCUUAUGCCUCUUGCAGCGCUUCUGGUUCAGGCACCUGCACUGCCCGUGCUCCCAGGCCAAUUCCCAAACCUGAAGCUGAAUACACGAGCUAGAACUUGAUUUCUUGCAGAGAGUCUGCGAUCUCCGUACUUGUGGCUCCAGCACCUCACCACGGCGCAGAAUGAUGGAGCACGAGGACUUCACCAGCUUGGCUGGGUACUGGAAUUCAUCUGACAGUUACCAGUUCAGCCCUGCUAGUGUCAUUGUCCCUGUGGUCUUCUCCCUCAUCUUCCUCCUGGGCACAGUUGGCAACAGCCUGGUGCUGGCAGUGCUGCUGCGCAAUAGGCAAAUGGGCCACAACACUACCAACCUCUUCAUCCUCAACCUCAGCCUGGCUGACUUCUUCUUCAUUGUCUUCUGCGUGCCUUUCCAGGCCACCAUCUACUCCCUUGAGGGCUGGGUCUUCGGCUCCUUCAUCUGCAAGGCUGUCCACUUUUUCAUCUACCUCACCAUGUAUGCCAGCAGCUUCACACUGGCUGCCGUCUCUGUGGACAGGUACCUGGCCAUCCGCUAUCCGCUGCGCUCCCGGGAGCUGCGAACUCCCUACAACGCGGUGGCUGCCAUGGCUGUGAUCUGGGGUCUCUCCGUGGUCUUUGCUGGGCCCUACCUGAGCUAUUAUGACCUGAUUGAGUGGGAGUCCAGCUACAUCUGCAUGCCUGGCUGGGAGGAGUGGAGACGCAAGGUCAUGGACACCAGCACAUUUGCCUUUGGCUAUGUCAUCCCAGUUCUGGUCAUCAGCCUCUCCUACACCAGGACCAUCAAGUACCUGUGGACAGCAGUGGAACCCCUGGAGGACAUGUCAGAGUCCAAGAAGGCCAAGAGGAAGGUAACUAAAAUGAUCAUCAUCGUAACCAUCCUUUUCUGCCUAUGCUGGCUACCCUACCACGUAGUCAUCCUCCGAUACCUCUAUGGAGAUUUCCCUUUCAACCAGGCCACCUACGCCUUCCGCCUGCUUUCCCACUGCAUGGCCUAUGCCAACUCCUGCCUCAACCCCAUCGUCUAUGCCUUGGUCUCCAAGCAUUUCCGUAAGGGCUUCAAAAAAGUCUUCAGCUGUCUCCUGAGGAAAAAGCACCGCAACAAGGUGCACGUGUUACACGCUGCUCACGUUGCUCCUGGCUUUGAGGCAGGCUCCACUGAAGUGUCCCAUGUGCAUGAGGAAAAUAACAGGUGUGAGCUGAACCCGGACUCCCUGGCAGUUCCCUCUGGUUCUUCCAAGCACCUUCAUGUUUCUUAGUAGCUCCACAUCAUCUGCCAGCCCAGCUGCACCAUCUGCCUCAGGCUACCCCCUCCCAUUGAAUGAGACAGGAUGCUAGGAAAGGCAAGUCAGAAACUUUGCUAUAUCCUGCUUCUGGCCUUGCUGUUCCUCUUCUUUCUGGGUACCAGUUGUUCUCCUAAGCCAUCUCCCCACAACAUCCUGUGUGCAAGGGAAGGAAUGGGCCCACACUUUCUCCUGAUCCACAGCCCACCUGGAGUUCAAGGACUGAUGCUCCAGCUCCUCUGUUGACUCUCAUCGUUCUAAGUCCUCUGCUUAGUAGCCUCACUACACUGGACACGUUUGUUGUCACGUGGUCCUGUAUUGCUUGCCUCCCGUUGUUUGAUUUGGCCAAAGUGUUUCCCAUGGAGUGGCAAGGGAGACAGGCAGCAUGAGCAGGCCCAGGUGAGCAAAGGUGGGACAGAGAGCAACCAGCAUUGCCCAUGGAUGGUUACAGUGAUGGCUUUUGCACUGGCUGUGCUGUUCUCCCAGUGGCCAAGUCCUUCCCUGGGGUGUGGGCUGUGGGCUGUCUGUAUGUGUGUGAUGUUGCUGAUGUAAAUACUAGGGAGAUGUUUUUCUGAUUCAGAGUAAAUAAAUGCACUUCCCUAAUCCAGGCAAUAGUGGGGUCUGUGAUUGUCAUCUAGGAUUGGAAUGGACUAUCCAUAGCUCAGUGUGACCUUUUUCUUAACUGGUAUAAAUCGGAGUACUACAAAAAUUUCCAACCAAGCAAUUUCUGCAGAGCCAAACCCUGCCUCGUGUCCCCACUCCCACACCACAGCCAUGUUUACUGACAUGAUCACUGGGCCUCUCUGCUCAUCCUCAGACCACACCUAGGCAGGAGGAGGUUCAGAGGAAGGCUCUUUGGAUGGGCUUUGUCCUGGGUUUGCCAAGAGGCCACCAUCAUCAUCUUGCUCCAUCAACAUAUAGUCGCACACACUCCCUCACCUCAAGCCAUUAAACUCCCAGCCUGGGAAACCACACAUGCAAAGAGUCACUGCCCAGAGAUGUACAGGCUUUCCCUUACCCCGUCUGCACAUCCAUCUGUGUCAGAUCAGUCACUCCACAACACAGCUGAUAUUUUUCUCAGAAGAUAACCAACCUCCACCAGCCACAGCUCAGAAUCUACCAUCAACAUAACAUGAUGGCUUUGCCCGGCCCUCACUCUUUGGAUGCCCUGUGAGCUGGCAAGCAGCCAGUGGGCAGGGUGAGCUGGGUAGUUCAGUUGUGGUUUGUCCUUCCUGCAUAGCUGAGUCUUUGCAAAGGGGAUGUGGGAAGCUCUCUCUCCGCAGUGCAGCAGAUGAUCGUCUUCAGGGCAUGCUGAAUGCCAUCUCAGGAUCCCAACAUACAAUCCUGCAGCUUCAGGGAGGAAAACUCUCAUCUCCUUUUCUGACGCCGAUUAGAUGUAAGUAGAUGCCUUCCUGCUGUUACUAAAUUACUGGAGAUGGAGAAAGCCUCUCCAGCUGAGUUUGAUCUGAAAAACAGAUCUGAGAAAACCUGCAAACACAACAAACUCCCACACCAGAGACUUGCACUGAAGACGGAAUAAUUUACCAUUCCCCCCUUGCUGUGCUCAGUACAGUCCAGCCAACUCUCACCACUAACUCAGGGGCUCUCUUGCCUUUCCAACAUGACUGCAGUCUUGCAGAGCUGGACAAACACAGGAGCAAUGUAUACCUUCCUUCCAGUUCUAGGACUGGAACCUGUAUGGAGCAAAACAUGACUGGGCCUCCAAACCAGCUCGCUGCAUUCUCAGUCCCACUGGCAAAGCCCUGCUACUUGUCCAGCGCUGCUACCAGUUCCACUGCAGGUCAACUUGAAAAUGCCAGCACUGUAGGAACCCAGAGCAGGAGUGGUGGUUCCUGUCCCAAAGACUCUUCACUCCAACCAGAGCUGGGCAGCAAGAAUUCAAGGGGAGCCUCUCUGCAGGGCUGCAGUUGCUGGCUGGCUGAGCAAGGCUUCCAGGGCAGCAGCUUGCCCAGCAGGUGCUGAGCACUUCCAUCAGUGAAGCACCCCUCUGGUGAAUCCUCAUCCUGAUUCCUAAGCAAGCUUAUUAGAUACAGAUCCUGGAUCCCUACACCCAAUUGCCUUAUUCUGUCCUCUCUAAAGAAUAUAUUUCUCUUCAGUCCUUCCCGCUUCUCCAGCACCAGGGCAACUUUUCUUCAUUCACAAGAGUUGGACUUAACAAGCUGGAGAGCAAUUUCCAGCCUGUUUGAAACCAAUAAUAGACUCUCCAGAUUUACUCUUGGCUGCUGGAGUAAAUUCAGCUAAUGGUGAUUGCCAUAAACAAACUGCUUAUUGGUUUGGUUCCUGCCAUGGAAAGAACCCCCUGGUGCCUCUGCUAGGCAGCUGAAACAAAUGACAGAGAGCUCUCUCCAGCCGAGAAAUACACAGAGAGCACUCAUAAAACAACAGAAGAACAGUAGCUACUCCAAGGUUUAUAUUUCCCACCUCUGGCUGUCAUGCCACCCCUGGGUGCAUGAACAGCACCAGACAGCUCAGGAACAAAGCAGGCAGAGGAAACCCUUGGCUCGGGAGAAGGGGAAUCAUCCGGCCUGGUUCUUUACUCCCUCUGUGCCCUUGCUAACAACACAGGACUUUUUUCUUUAUUCCUUUUUUCAUUUUCAUUUUGAGCAACUCUGUCCUUCCAGUCUGGCCAAUGGUAAAGGUCUUUGUCAGGAGAUGAUUUUUCUUGGGGGCUCCUGAUAGGCUUUUUGCGUGGUAUUACCUUGUGGUGCCUGCACCAAAGACCAGCGUAACUCAUGCAGAGUGAGCACCCUCUCCUUUGGCUGAUGACCAAGGAUUGCUGUUUCCAUUUCAGGUCAUGAACAUGUAUGAGUUUUUCAGAAGACAGCUCCCAUCCUUCAUUAGUAUUGGCAAAGUCCCUCUAUCGGUUCUGCAGAUAACCACACAGCCUCCAGCUGCCCCAUCCUAACGGGAAACACUUUCUUUGCCUCACUUUCAUCAAUAAGGAAUUCAGGUUUGAUCUUCUUCUGCUUGAAUCAAAUUGAUAGGAAAGAUCUUUAGCAACAUUACUGCUAGGGCUUUCUCAUCAGCAGCCUUCUUCUGGGGAAAAAUAAUUGUCUGUGCAGAAGCCACUAGACAAGAACUAAUCAAGCUGUGGCACAUUUAUCAUUGCUCAUUAGCCCUGCUGGAAAGCUCCUGGCAUGCUCAGACCAGCAGAAAUCUAAACCUAAAGUAAUUGUGUUGUUUAUGUUUUUGUUUUGUUUUUCCCACCAAAAGAAGCCCAAAGAUUUGAACAAUAUUAAGUUUCCCCACAAAAUUUACAUGGUUUGUUUUGCAGAAGAUAGAUACCUUCCUGCCUCCCCCAAACAGAAGCUAGCAGAAAACCUCUACUCCCCAUGCAGCUCUCAGCUCAGCUACAGAGUGAUGUAGGAAAGAGUCAUUGCUCUUAGGAGAAAACUGAGAUCCAGAAAUGCCAUGUUACCUAUUGCAUAAAAACCUCUGCUGCCAGAUGCAGCAGUCAGAAAAAGCCACCAGCAGGGGUUUCAAAAGCUCAGUGUAUCUAGGCUGGGCUCUCCUCCAGGGACUGCUGGCAAGCUCCUGCUCAGUCAUCUCAGGAAGCCAAAGGCAGCACCUUCCCAUCUUACAUGACUUCCUGACACAGGUGGUGAGAGAACCAACUAGGGAAAGUGCCAAGGAAGGUAACUGAAUAGAAUAUCUUGAGUACUGUCACACAGCACGUACAGGACAACCAGGUAAUCAGCAUGGGUUUGUCAAAGGUAGAUCCUGCCAAACUGAUCUCCUUCUGUGAUACAAUGACAUGCUUUGGGGACAAAGGAAAGGUUGUACGUGUUGCUUACCUGGACUUCAGCAAAGCACUUGGUAUUGUUUCCCACAGCUUUCUCCUGCAGAAACAGGCUGCUCAUGGAUUGAACAGAUCUACUGUUUGCUGGGUAAAGAACUGGCUGCAUGGGCAGUUCCAAAGGGUCGCUGUGAAUGAAGUUAAAUCCAGUUGGUGGCUGGUGCAAAGCAACAUUCCCCAGGGCUCAGUACUGGGGCCAAUUUCAUGAUUUUUGUCAAUGAUCUCAAUGGGGUAAUCAAGUACAUCCUCAGCAAGUUUGCAGAUAACACCAAGCUGGGCAGGAGUGUUGAUGUGCUUGAGGGUAGGAAGGGUCUGCAGAGGGAUCUGGAUAAGCUGGGUCAAUGGGCUGUGUCUUGAAUCCAUGGCAUUCAAGAAGGUUAAAUGCUGGGUGCUGCACAACAACGCCUUGCAGCAAUAUGGAUUUGGAAGAGUAGCUGCAAAGUUACCAAGCAGAAAAAGACCUGGGGCUGUUGGUAGGCAGCUGGCUGAAAAUUAGCCAGCAGUGUGCCCAGGUAGCCAAGAAAGCCAGCAGCAUCUUGGCUUAUAUCAGAAAUAUUGUGGCCAGCAGGAGGAGGGAGGUGAGUGAGCGGAAUAAGUGGCAGUAAGGCUGAAGUGAGAGAGAGCCUGGUGGCCAGCAGAGCACUCAGAGCCUGGUGCCAUGGGCAGCAGUUCCUGACAUGCACUGAGUCCUGCUGUGCACGUGGUCUGGAAGCAGCAGAAGGGGCUGAAAACAGCCCUGCACCCCAGCACUGGUGAUGGCAGUGAGCUGGGAGGGCAGGAGGCCACCGUGAGAAGCAGAUGUACACACUCAGGCUUGAUGUCCUUCCACAUCAGCUGCUAUAAUAAUAAAUAAAGCAAUUGUGUUUACUGCAAACUGGGCUGAGCCAGAGCACCUGAAAUCUGUUAUUAAAGAGAAGUAGUUAAGACCUACUUCCCACAUGAGCCAGCACAGGCCAUCCCUUGGUGUUUGGCUUGGGGGAACAGCAGACCCAGUUUCCCACGUCCCCUGUUCACACAGCUCUCAGGAAGCUCUGGAAAUGUCAGAAAGAACUGUUCCACGUCCCUUGGGUGCAUGAGAAGCAUAGAUCUGCUGUCUUGCUAACAGAAGUCACCUAAGCAAUUUUGCCCAAACACAAAGAUUUUCAUCAGGGCUGAAAACCCACAGGUGUUCUGUAGCUAUCAUCUAUAGCUCCUGCUACAAAGGCUCAGUGCUGGACAGACAGAUGGCUUUGUACCUCCAGAAUGCCUGCCAUUCCCCUUUUCUUGCUAAACCUUCCCUCCUUCACACACUCCUGGAGAAAAUCAGCUGCUUUAACUCCUCUGUGCAGGGGAAGGUACAGUCAAAUGGGGGACCUGUCUCAGCACAGAGAGAGAGGGGAAUCUGGUGAGCACAUUACUGCUGGGAUUGCUGCUACAGCUUGCCUUCUGCCUUUUUGCUGCAGAACAGAUGAAUUCAAGACCCACGUACUGAGAAACUGCAGUCAGGCAAGCCCUGUAAUUAGGAGACUUGACUGCUAGUCACCAGGCACUUAUUAACUCAGCAAUUAGAAACAAAUCAGACAAAGACUCAGAAGGAGGAAUGGGUUCUUUCCUUCACUGCAUGUCUCACCUGGCUCUCUUGCUGUGUAGCUACCUGCAAGCAUAAGAAC
Numida meleagris (helmeted guineafowl) is the source of this 9268-nucleotide messenger RNA. Its product is annotated as galanin receptor type 2-like. Gene Ontology annotation, cellular component: membrane. The transcript has 3 exons. Gene Ontology annotation, biological process: adenylate cyclase-modulating G protein-coupled receptor signaling pathway; neuropeptide signaling pathway. The record is from RefSeq and is a predicted model, not a curated record. Lineage: Eukaryota; Metazoa; Chordata; Aves; Galliformes; Numididae. The coding region runs from base 2666 to 3778 and encodes 370 amino acids. Gene Ontology annotation, molecular function: galanin receptor activity.